AAAAAUGGGUGUUUGGAUAUUUGGAUACGGUAGCCUCAUGUGGAAAAUUGAUUUCCCUACAAUCAGAAAAAUUAUUGGGUAUGUUGAGGGGUAUACCCGAACUAUGGAGUGGGCUGAUGAGGUACAUAGAGGAGUACCUGGUCAGGAGUCUAGAACUGCCGCCAUUUUCAAGUCUAAGAAUAUGAAAGAAAGAGUAUGGGGGGUAUCUUAUGAAAUAUCUCAGGAUUACUGGGAAAGGGUUCUUGAGGCUAAGGUUGGAUACAGGGAGAGAGGAGGAUAUGGAGUAGAGGACACAGAGUUUGUUCCAUUCGAUCCUAACAUUAAUAAUGUUCCAGAGAAGAUUAUUGUGACUCUCUUCCUGGGAGAUAAAAAUAGUCCUAACUAUAUGCCUGGAACCAUUGACGAACUAGCGCAGCAUAUUGUUCAGGCUGUUGGUGCAAGUGGGACUAAUUUAGAAUAUUUGUACUCUACUGCUGAGUCCUUAAGGAUGAUAUUACCACCUGGUGAGACGGAUAAGCAUAUGUUUGAUCUUGAAGCAGCAUGUUUAAAGCUUGAAAAACUCUCCAAGGCCGCUGAUUCAGUGAAGGACUCUGCAGUGGUACUUGAAGAGAAGUAUGAGAAACGAAGAGAACUACUGUUGAAGAUAUACAGAGCUACUGAUAGAGAUAUGAAUAGACAAAUGAGUAUUGCAGAAUUCUACAAUCUAGCAGUGAAUAAGUUGAAUCUGCCGGAAAGUUAUGAGUCUGUUAAGAAGAAGUUCGACGAGAUUGAUGUCAACAAGGACGGGAAGCUCUCUACAAAGGAGUUUAUUGAUUACUUCCUUGGACAACUUCAGGAGAAUGACAAGCAGUUUAAGGAGGAAUACAACAAGUUCGGGCUGAAAAUCCCCGAAGGUGGAACGAACACAUUUGAGAAUGCUCUUCUACUCUAUGAAGUUAUGCAGGAUGCUGGAUUGAACAGUAGAACCGGAGUAAAAUCUCUUCGGGAAAUGUUGGUUGAGAACCGGAGUUUACUGGAUAAAAUGAGAAUCAGAAUUAGACCCGAGGCUAGAGAGGUUUUAGAAUAUUAUUUUCCUGCCUCUCUCCAGGAUGCUAUGGAGAUUUGGUUUGGAAAAUCAAGUGAGAAUGAUGUGCUGAUCAAGAAAAACUUCUCUUAUCUUGUUGAAAAGGCUUUAAAAGGAGAACUAGAUGUAUGGAUUAAUGAAUAA
Messenger RNA from Eurytemora carolleeae, 1207 nucleotides. RefSeq lists its product as uncharacterized. The transcript has 15 exons. The coding region runs from base 5 to 1207 and encodes 400 amino acids. Gene Ontology annotation, molecular function: calcium ion binding; gamma-glutamylcyclotransferase activity; glutathione specific gamma-glutamylcyclotransferase activity. Lineage: Eukaryota; Metazoa; Arthropoda; Copepoda; Calanoida; Temoridae. The record is from RefSeq and is a predicted model, not a curated record. Gene Ontology annotation, cellular component: cytoplasm. Gene Ontology annotation, biological process: glutathione catabolic process.